UUCGUUGAGCGCCAACGGAUGGUUUGCCGACGUCGACUCUGUAAUUCAUUCUCGUCCUCAUAUCGUCCUCAUAUUUGUUGUUGAUGAUCCCUACUUGCAUUCAUUCCUUCGGAUCCCAGCCUGCCAUAUCAAUCACUUCAUCUCUGAUUUCUUGAUCAAUCAACACGACGACCGCCUUUCGAUGGCGGGUUAAGCAUGGCAAAUUUGCCCGCCCGAUCUACCACCUCAACCAACGGACGAAACGCAGGCACAUCACUUGCUCCAGACCACCAACUCGCAACUUCCCACACAGCACCUUCUCCCCACAGAAACAGGUACUGCUCGCUAUUCACUCUCCUUUUAUUCACCGGCCUGCGUUGAAACCCUUAUUGCGUUGCUGCAGAUUAGUCUGUCUACACUGCCUUCUCUACCGGCCUUUGACAUCCAGACCAGACAUCAAACUGCCUGCCUGUCCACUCCUUUUUAUUUCUGCAUUUUUGUUCAUCUCUGCUUUUUUACAUCCAUCUCCAUCGUUCUUGAUGGGACUGAUCACUCAUGUCUCGCAGAGUUACUCGCUCUUCUGUGAGGCUCGCAGCAGAGGCUGCCGCUCCCGAUUCUUCCAUCGAUCAACCCACCCAUCCACCUCCUUCCGCCUCCCGAAAACGAAAAGCAUCGAGCCGUCGGACAUCUGACCCUGUUGAGCAACCUGACGAAACAAGUCCUUCAUCCACUCGACGAGGUGGCAAGAGACAAAAGUUGACGGAAUCUGAGAGCACGGUUGCCCAACCCAGCUCUAAAAGCAGUCGGAGGAGGGGGCCAGCGAACGAGCCGGAAAUGUCUAACAAUGGUUCAUCUUCAAAAUAUACCGACGAAUCGAUUAAACAGACUUCCUCCAAAUCAGCCUCUAGACGUCCGUCCAGUCGAGGCAACAAGAAGAGCCCACCAGACGCUUCGCCUCCAGGGUCUGUGCCUGCACCUCGCCGACAGAAGAAACGCUUGGCCAAGAAAGACCAGGAUGUUGCCAUGAAAGACGACGAGGAAGAGAAUGAGAAGACUGGAAGAGACACAACCCCACCACCCCAUCGACCCAACGACGAUAGUAUCGACGAGGACGAUCAGAGCGGUAUGGAUGACGAUGAUGGCCCCGACCCAUUUUCUGCCGCCUUAUUUGGCUCGGGUCGAGGCCCUUCAGGCCUAUCGAAUACGCUAAGAGCAUUGAGCGGGAUGAUGAGCGGCAUGUCAUCAAGACUUAGAGACAUAUUGAACAAUCUCCGACAAGUUGAUAAUCCGACCAUGCAGAUGGUGGCUUUGGAAGAACUGUCGAAUCUCUUGCUCGUUUCAAAUGAAGACAACCUAUCUGGUCAAUUCUCGCCAGAUCCGUAUGUCAAGGAAUUGGUGGCUCUGAUGCAACCAAAUCCUCUUACAGGCGAAGAAAAUCCGGAAAUGAUGCUGUUGGCCUGCCGUUGUAUCGCCAACUUGAUGGAGGCUAUGAGAGGGUCUGUGGCCAACGUGGUGUAUGGCGGCGCCGUCCCUGUUCUGUGCCAAAAGCUGCUUGAUAUCCAGUACAUCGAUGUUGCCGAGCAGGCCUUGAGCACAUUAUCCAAGAUCUCCGUCGACUUUCCUGCAUCGAUCGUUCGCGAAGGUGGCCUAACUGCCUGCCUACAAUUUCUUGACUUCUUCGCCACUGGCACACAGCGAACAGCUGUCACAACAGCAGCAAACUGCUGUCGAAACAUCCCACAUGAUUCCUUUCCUGUUAUACGAGAUGUCAUGCCAAUUCUCCUCAAUGUCUUGUCUAGCCACGACCAAAAGGUCGUCGAGCAGGGCUGUCUUUGUGUCACAAGAGUCAUCGAUAGUUUCAAACGAAGCCCAGACAAGCUCGAGCAACUGGUCGAUCCACCGCUGCUUCGAGCUAUUCUUGGGCUUCUCCUUCCAGGCACCACGAACUUGAUCGGGGCCAAUAUCCAUACAGAAUUCCUCCGGGUGCUUGCAAUCGUCGCUCGGGCAAGUCCACGCCUGUCCACAGAACUUCUGAAGAUGAAUGUGGUCGACACAUUGUAUCAAAUUCUCACAGGAGUUUCGCCUCCGUCUGAAACUGCUGAUGCUGCCUCGAAGAUCGACAGCGUUGUCAUCAUGCAAGCUCUCAUCCAUAGACCUCGAGAACAGAUAUUCGAGACCCUCAACGUUAUCUGCGAGCUCCUCCCACUUCCCAAGUUCGAGGAUGACUCUGCAUUUGACGGGUAUGACGAUAUGGAAGGUGACUUUUCUGGCGACGAUGAGACACCAACAGAAUCUUCUCGGACGGAGCAAAGAAUCAGGUUGCUCGAAGGCUGCAAAGAUGAAACCCGUAGAUUCGCUAUGAUUCUACUUCCCACAUUGACCGAUGCCUACUCAAGCACCGUCAACCUGACCGUUCGACAAAAGGUUCUCGUCGCUCAGCUGAAAAUCCUCUGCAAUCUCGAAACUUCUGUUAUUGAGGAUGCCCUUCGACCAGUGCCCUAUGCAUCCUUCCUCGCCUCAAUCUUGUCCCAGGAGGAUCACCCGAGCUUGGUCAUGUUCGCACUGCAAGCAUCUGUUCUCCUCUUUGACAAACUUGAAGGAAUUUACCAGUAUCAGUUCCAUCGCGAGGGUGUCAUUAGUGAGAUUAAGAAACUUGCCAGCAGAACCCUCGAAAAGGAUAGAAAACUCUCACACGGUUCGACAACGGAACCAAGUGGCGAGGCUGAGGGCAGUUCAGAAUCGAAAACUGCCUCGAGUGCACAGAAUUACAAGGGCGACGAGGCUAACCGUGAGCUCGAAGACGACGAAGACGAAGACCUAGACCAAGAUGUCGAGGAACAUGGAGACGAUGAGGACGAGGACGAGGACGAGGACGGAGAUGAAGAUGACAAUGAUGAAGAUCAAGACGAAGACGAUAUGGCCGCCAGACAUGACCACGAUAUGGACGAUUCUCAGAGCUCAGAUUCCUCAGAUGAUAAUGAACUGACCUCUCCUCUCACAGCGUCCGGACUCUCGGACUUGGUCAUUACGAGAGCGAAGAAUUUCUUGGAAAAGUACGAUACAGCCAAGGGGAAAGAAAUGAAGGAGAAGGCAUCCAAGAUACGGGAGGAUCUCCAUAAGUUGGCGACUGACAUCGACUCUUACUAUCAGCAAAACCCCCAGGUUGAAUCGAGCAAUCAGCUGUUCAAACGUCUUGCCAGCUAUUUCGACGGCGAUGCUCUCGAGAGUAUCACAAGCUCAGAGUUAUUAGACUCUGGUGUAAUUCGUGCUCUUGUGGAAGCAUUGUCCGGAGAUGCGCCAGGAAGCCCCAGUGCUGCCAGAACACACUUCAUCUCGGCAUUCAUGGAGUCUAUCAACGAAGCGAAGAUCAAGACGACUGCUGCCUCGUCCAACCCAACAGCGUUUAGUGUUUUGAUCCAGAAACUGCAGGAUUUGCUUAGCCGUGCUGAACAUUUCGAGGUAUUGACGGUCAACAACAAUGCUUCAGAAAAUAGCAGGAGUAGCUCGACGUCCAUGCUUUCUCGCCAGCUACGGUUAAGACUCUCUGCAGACGCUAACAGCGACAUACCCCCUACAUAUCGCGAGAUGAUUGUCUCUAUACAUGCUAUUGCGACCUUCAAAGCUUUGGACGACUAUUUGCGUCCACGUUUCAGCAUCUCUGAUCGACCCGCUUCGGCCCAACGACGCAGAGAUAUGCUACAGCAAUUGGCCAAGGCCCGUCUUGCACAUCUGUCCGGGGCUGCAGAAUCAGGAUUACUGUCUCCUUUUGGGCAAGAAUUGGGUUCUCCGUUACCUCCAAGCGAGGCUCGAUCUGCUUCUCGUCUGUCUUCCCGGACCAAGCAGCAUGCUGACGACAACGAGAAGCCGGCGGAGGAAAAGGCAGCAGAGCAACCAAAGAAUCAGCGCUCUGGUCGACGGAGUCAAGCGUCCUCGUCCAAGCAACAACCUCAUAUUCCAGAGCCGAGUACCGAAGAAGAGACUGCAAAACUGGAAUGCGCGGACGAGAGAGUUCUCGAUGAUGAAGACACUGCUGGAGGUGAAGACGAAAAUGCUCUGGAGGCCUUCGUUGAUGGUUUGGAAGAGGAUAUGUCUGAAGAGGAUAUGCCUGAACCCGGUGCUGUCAACAUGGAAGUCGGGUCUACCGGAAAGGUUACAGCUCGUCAAGAAGAUGGGACACGGGUCUAUACUCCACAGCCAGGAACCCCAGUUCCAGGAACAACCCGCCCUCCUUCUUCAGGACAGUCGCCAGGACCAUUGCCAGCUGCGGGCACACGUCAGUCGUAUGCGGCAGCACUUGCUGCAACCCCGCAAGAUUGGCACAUUGAAUUCAGCAUUGAUGGAAAAGCAAUUCCCAACAACACAACAAUCUAUCGAGCGGUCCACCACAAUCGUGACCAACCACGAGAUCCUUCAUCUCGCAGCGUCUGGUCUGGAAUACAUACUGUGAAAUUCAGAAAGGUUCGGGGUCCUCCUCCUGACACAUCCAAUCUCUCUUCGCCAAAUGAAACGGAAAAGCAGGGCAGUGACGGCCUACCAGCAUCACUUGAUGGGCAUCCUGUUACGUCGUCGAUCCUUGCUUUGCUCCGAAUCCUGCACGAGCUGAACGCAAACCUGGACGAAAUCAAGGAAGACAUGAGUCAGACUGGCAUUGAAGUCUACAAAGAGCCGCUUGCAUCAUUCAUCAACACCAAGCUCACCGCUAAGAUGAACAGACAACUCGAAGAACCACUAAUCGUCGCUAGCAACUGUCUGCCUGACUGGAGUGAAGAUCUUGCGAGAUCAUUCCCAUUUUUGUUCCCUUUCGAAACUCGACAUCUCUUUUUGCAGUCAACCUCAUUUGGGUACUCACGCUCAAUGAUUCGAUGGCAGAACAAUCAAUCCGAGAACGAUGAACGUCAAGAUCGCCGUCGGGAUGACCGUCCUAUUUUGGGUCGACCUCAGCGCCAGAAGGUUCGCAUAUCCCGCCAUCGUAUCUUGGAGUCUGCCAUGAAGGUUAUGGACAUGUAUGGCGCCUCUCCAAGCGUCCUGGAAGUCGAAUAUUUCGAAGAGGUUGGUACUGGUCUCGGCCCAACACUUGAGUUCUAUUCGACUGUGUCUAAAGAGUUCUCCAAAAAGAAGUUGAAGAUGUGGAGAGAGAACGAUUCAGCGGCUACGGACCAGUUUGCUUUCGGAAAGAAUGGCCUCUUCCCAGCGCCUAUGAGCGAGGCAGAUACUCACACAGACGCGGGCAAGAAGCUGUUGUUGCUCUUCAAAACUCUCGGAAAAUUUGUGGCCCGGUCGAUGCUCGAUUCCAGAAUCAUCGAUAUCUCUUUCAGCCCGACAUUCUUUCGAGUGGGAGGCAUAUCCAACGUAGCUCCAUCGAUUGGUCUGCUGCGUACUGUCGACCAGGAUCUUGCAAAUUCCCUCGCGCAAUUACAACAAUAUGUGAAGGCUAAGACCAAGAUCGAACUCGAUGCAUCUUUGACAGAGUUGGAAAAGGCAAAUAACAUAGAGAACCUUACCAUUCGAGGAGCAAAGGUUGAAGAUAUGAUGCUCGACUUCACUCUCCCUGGGUACCCAAGCAUUGAUCUGCGUGAGAAAGGCUCUGAUAUCAGUGUCACCACGGAAAAUGUACAAGACUACAUCGACCAGGUAUUGGACAUGAGUCUUGGACGAGGAGUACGAUCACAAAUCGAGGCAUUCCAGACAGGGUUCUCGCAAGUGUUCUCGUUCACCACCCUCAAAGCUUUCACGCCGGACGAACUGGUCAUGCUAUUUGGGCGUGUCGAAGAGGACUGGUCGAUGGAGACUCUGACGGACUCAGUCAAAGCAGACCACGGCUUCAACAUGGAUAGCAAGAGUGUCAAGAAUCUCUUGCAGACAAUGUCGGAACUCAAUCCGGCUCAACGACGAGAUUUCUUACAGUUUGUCACCGGUAGUCCCAAGCUUCCUAUCGGCGGAUUUAAGAGUCUUACACCAAUGUUCACCGUCGUGUGCAAGCCAAGUGAGGCGCCCUACACAUCAGACGACUAUUUGCCCAGUGUCAUGACUUGUGUCAACUAUUUGAAAUUGCCCGACUACAGCAGUCAGGCCGUGCUAAAGAAAAGAUUAUUUGUUGCUAUCCGAGAAGGACAGGGUGCUUUCCACUUAUCCUAGUGGCGACAAAAACAUAUUCUAGCCGCUGACAAAAGCGCCCCAUGCUUGGAGAAUUCGGUUGCAGCAGGGCUAGAACAGCGUGGGGGUGCUUGUGAUUUGCCUGAUGGCGUGAGGGGCUCAGCGAGCUGGUGAGACGAGGUCGAGAUGAAGAAGUUGCGUCGCAGUAAUUGAAAUACUGCUUUUUGAUAAAUUGCACGAAGGAUUCAAAUGGGACAAGGCGUUUGAGACCAGUGCAUUGAUUGCAUUAGGCACGGAGUUUUCGGGUCACUAAUUCCAUUCCCUCCUAAAGCAAAGGGUUGGACGUUUGUUAGGACUGGGGCAACAGAUGACGAGCGGAAGGUCUCGACGAUGGUCAAUAGGAUCGUGUGUGUCCUGUUUUUUUCUAUUUUGCCCCCAAUUCCCCAAUGAUCAUGAGAAAACCAGCACAGAGAAAGUAUGAAUAUUCCCCUUCAUAGCAGUCAUAGUACCCUCACUAUGUAACUAUUCAAUGACCCCCAAAUGAUGAACACGAACGUCAAAA
Molecule: messenger RNA, 6634 nt
Organism: Exophiala oligosperma
Lineage: Eukaryota; Fungi; Ascomycota; Eurotiomycetes; Chaetothyriales; Herpotrichiellaceae
Exons: 3
Coding region: 535-6114 (1859 amino acids)
Biological process (GO): protein polyubiquitination; proteasome-mediated ubiquitin-dependent protein catabolic process
Cellular component (GO): nuclear speck
Molecular function (GO): ubiquitin protein ligase activity
Source: RefSeq, a predicted model, not a curated record